AUGGGUCGUGAUCUUCAAAAACGCAAGAAUCGGUCCUCGAGGGCAACCAUCAGGCAGCCCAACAGGCUCAAGAAGCCCCUCAACCCUUUGGGCAACAGCAUCAUCGCAAAGAACUGGAACAAGAAAGAAACCCUCUCCCAAAACUACCGCCGCCUCGGCCUUACGGCAAAAUUAGGCAAGGCCACCGGCGGCGUCGAUCCAGCGACCAAGGUGUCGGCGCCCAAUGGCGGCGCUCAGGACCCCCUCGCCGUGACCCCAAACAGCGGCGCCGGUGCGGCCUUCCGGAGCGUCAAGGUGGAGCGCGACGCGGACGGCAAGAUCGUGCGCGUGCUGCGCAAGGACAACCCGCUCAACGACCCGCUGAACGACCUCGAGUCCGAGUCCGAGGACGACGACGAACAAGAUGACACGGCCAAGAACGCGGCCAAGAAGAGCAGCACCAGCGCCGGCACAACGAGGGUGGUGGACCAGCUCGAGGCGGAGGCCAGCCGGCCCACCGAGGCGCAUAAGCGGCACCAGUCGCAGCAGGAGCGCGAGUGGCUGGCGCGGCUGUUGGCCAAGCACGGCGACAACACGGCUGCGAUGGCGAGGGACUUCAAGCUGAACCCGAUGCAGCAGACCGAGGCGAACAUCUCGAGGAAGUUGAGGAUCUACAAGGCGAAUCAUCAGAAUUGA
This is a messenger RNA of Diaporthe amygdali, 675 nucleotides long. Its product is annotated as ribosome biosis protein nop16. The transcript has 2 exons. The record is from RefSeq and is a predicted model, not a curated record. Gene Ontology annotation, biological process: ribosomal large subunit biogenesis. Gene Ontology annotation, cellular component: nucleolus. Lineage: Eukaryota; Fungi; Ascomycota; Sordariomycetes; Diaporthales; Diaporthaceae. The coding region runs from base 1 to 675 and encodes 224 amino acids.